Molecule: messenger RNA, 939 nt
Organism: Acanthosepion pharaonis
Lineage: Eukaryota; Metazoa; Mollusca; Cephalopoda; Sepiida; Sepiidae
Source: the annotation of a GenBank genome assembly
AUGCUCUCAUCCAAUGUUUGUGACACUCUUCGUCACAAACUCCUAAAAGAGUCUCUCUCUCUCUCUCUCUCUCUCUCUCUCUCUCUUUCUCUCUCUCUCUCUCUUAUGACUAUCUAUGGAUAUCCAAAAUCGGCCCGACCCGAAAACCACCGCCUUCCGCGUACCGCCGAACACCACCUACCCCGACCUUGCGACCCGACCCGAAUGCGCAUCGACCACAACGCCGACGGGCCGCUACGACGCCUUGAACCCGCGCCACAAAGCGCGAACGGAGCGAACGCAACAGCCCCGUACCGGUUCCUUGCUUCGCGCGGGCACGGCCCGACCGACCCGGUCCUCGGAGCCAAUCCUUCUUCCGAAGGUACGGAUCCAUUUUGCCGACUUCCCUUAACUACAUUGAUGCCAUCGACGAGAGGCUGUACAACUUGGAGACCUGCUGCGGAUGGUGGGUACGGACCGACUCGAGAGCUGCGAAAACCGGACCGGGAUUUUCCAGGGCCGCCGAAAGCGCACCGGACGCCGCCCAAGCCGCAGCGCUCUACAGGUACCUUUUCCGUAUCUCCGGACGAGCCUUAUUCCACGGACACGGUCCUUUACGAAGAAGAGAGAACUCUUCCCGGGGCUCUAGGCGACGUCUCCGGGCUCGCUUGCGUCACCGCGGUUUCACCCUUUUUUAUUUUGUUUGAUUUAAGCGAUGUUCCUCGCACAAACAUCAAAGCAUUUUCACUACUGAACCGACUUUUAAUAAGUGAUAAUUCUUCGCUUGCUCGCACACUCUUGUCUGCACGCCUCAAUGCUCGUUUUGCUAUCGUUCAAUUCUUUAUUCACUUCAUCACCCUUUUCUUCCCGCCAAGAAAGCACAAAAUGGCCACACCCAGCAGUUCACCGAGCCUCAAAAGAUUUCAACAGAAAUCAUUUGUUUAUAGUCCUAACCAGUGA